Trachymyrmex septentrionalis is the source of this 510-nucleotide messenger RNA. RefSeq names its product homeobox protein Hox-B3-like. The record is from RefSeq and is a predicted model, not a curated record. NCBI's taxonomy places the organism in Eukaryota, Metazoa, Arthropoda, Insecta, Hymenoptera, Formicidae. The transcript is spliced from 3 exons. The coding region runs from base 1 to 510 and encodes 169 amino acids.
AUGCGAGAUGAACUUGAUGGCGGUGGUGGAAACUACAACGGCGGCGGCGGCGGCGGCAACGGCAACGGCAGCGUGAACGGUGCUGCGACGCCUGGAAGCGGCAGCAGCAGCGGCGGCGGCGGCGGCAGCGGCGGCGGCGGCGGCAGCAGCAGCGACGAUGGUGGCGGUGGUUUAACGGCGCAUGCGCACGCCACGCGUCCUACGUCGCUGCCGCGUCGCUCGUUGCUCGUUGCUUCGACGAGCGGAUGCACCGUACGGCCUCGUGAAAAUCCACGACAAAUUCCCACCCAGAGUGACACCCAGGUCAUCAUCCUUGUUAUUUACCGAACGUUAAACAAGGAUGACACGACACUCGGAGAACACCCGGGUGGGAAUCCGAACACGCCUUUGGAAAUUAACGCAAUGUACGAAUCUCAAGGUGAAAGCAAUCAGAAAGUGGCACAACCAACCUCACCUGCGGCGACGCUGCACCUGUCGCUAAAAAAGCUUAUAUGCUCUCGCGAUUGUUGA